CAUUUCACAAAAAUUAUCAUUAACAAUCAAUCAAAAUCCAUCAAAUUUUCAGCUCAAUUAGAUUUCUAUUUCAAAAUCACUAAUCACUAAUAUUUAUCGUUAGAAUCUCGGAAAUGUACAGUCCCUUCUUCACAAAUCACCGGAGGUACCAGCAACCCCACCCGACUUACCAUCCAUUUCACCCCGUUUACUACGCCGAUCCGGUUCCAGAGGAUCUCCGGCCGGCGGAGAUGUCCGCAGCGCCGAAAGUAGUUCGGAUUCCGGUUCAAUUUGCUGGAUCCGAGCGAUUAGACCGGACGGAGUGGGCCGUGAAGAUUCAGAAGGUUUUCAGGGGGUAUUUGGCGAGGAAGAGCCUGCGGAAGGUGAAGGACAUUAAACUCGAGGUGGAUGAGAUCGAGGAGAGGCUGAGGAGCUGCAAAACCGUCGAGUUGGUGAAGACGGACGCGAAGGAGCGGUUACGGAUGAGCGAGAGCCUGAUGUGUCUGCUGCUGAAACUGGAUUCGAUCUGUGGCGUGGAUCUCGGGGUUAAGGGAUGCAGGAAGUCUGUGAUUCGCAAAGCGAUCGGUUUGCAGGAACGGAUUGACGCGAUCGUCGCGGGCGAAAUUGAGGCCGGGGAGUGUGAUUGUGACGUGGCGGAGAAUUGUGCGGAUCUGAAGGAUUCGUGUGAGAUCGAGUGCGACGCAGGCGUAAAUGAGGCCGGGGAGAGUGAGUGUGGCGUGGCGGAGAAUCGUGUGGAUUUGGAGGAAUCGUGUGAGAUGGAGAGGGGUAGGGAGGAUGAAGGUGGGAUGGGGGAUUGUGAGGUGAAGGCGAGUGGCGAAACAGAGAGAGAGUUGUUGGAGAAGACGGUGAAGGAGAAUGAGAAGAUGGUGAGGAUGAUGAGUGAGUUGUUUGAGAGGAAUGAGGCGCAGACGAGGAUGCUGAACGCGCUGACGCAGCGCGUGGGGAUGUUGGAGAGGAUGAUCGUGUGUGAUAGGAUGAGGAAGAAGAAAAAGAAGGCCGCGCCAUUGCCCUGUACAGACAAAUAGUGCUGUGUUGUUUAUUUCUCUUUGAUGUAUUUCACAAAUUCGUAUGCAGUUGAAUUGAAUUGAAUUGAAUCGUGAAAA
Molecule: messenger RNA, 1103 nt
Organism: Salvia splendens (bonfire salvia)
Lineage: Eukaryota; Viridiplantae; Streptophyta; Magnoliopsida; Lamiales; Lamiaceae
Exons: 1
Coding region: 114-1025 (303 amino acids)
Biological process (GO): protein folding
Cellular component (GO): plasmodesma
Molecular function (GO): protein-folding chaperone binding
Source: RefSeq, a predicted model, not a curated record